AUGCCACGGAGGAAGUGCCAUAUACCUUACAGCAGCGGCGAUGCAAGACAUGGCAUUAGUAGUGCCAUUUCAUCCCUAAAUACAUUAGGGUAUGCGACGCUGUAUUUGGCUGUAUUUCCAGCACCACACGAGUCCCUUUUCCUCACGGAGAAAAUUCAUCGGCACUGCGCAGAACUCGGAAAAGCGGCGUUGGUGUUCUGUGUGCCUGGAGAGAAGCAGAGGAUUGGGAAGGUUCAUUUCAUCGGCGGUUUUGAUUCGAGUGACUUCUGGAGAACAUCCUUCAGCAAAAACCCUCCAGACCCCCACUCUCGCGCGGACGCCUUCCUGCUGGGGUUGGACGAGCGCCUCAACCUCGCGCUGGUCGGCUCCCUCCCGCACGACGCCGUGGGCCAGGUGCGGAUCCACUGGCUGCUCGACCUGGUGCAGGGCAGACUGGAAGACGGACAACCCAGCUAUAACUUCAGCCACCUGGACACUCUCCUGGACCACCUGUGGCGACACCAGCUGCGGCCUGGCUUCGAGCUGAUGGGAAAUCCCGGAAAUAUCUUCACAGACUUUGAAAACGAGACGCAGGUUCUUUGGUGGCGAAAUCUGGUGGCGCAAACAGCCCGUCGCUACGCAGAUAGAUACGGACUGGAAUGGGUCUCCUCUUGGAAUUGGGAAUCCUGGAACGAGCCGGACCAUCACGAUUUUGACAACCUGAACUUUACACUUUCAGGUUUCCUCAACUACUUCGACAGUUGCCGGGCGGGGCUGGAUGACGUCACCGAACAGCUGAUCCUGGGGGGUCCCGGCGGCUCCUGUCGUGACCCGAGCUUCUCCCUCCUGUGCUGGGCGCUGCUGGGUCACUGCGACCACGGCUCCAGCUUUUUCACGCCGGGACGUCCGCCCAGGAUCGAUUUUAUUUCGUUUCAUAAGAAAGGUCAGGAAGACGCAGACAGCAUUUUGACUCAGGAACUUGAGACGAUCGAGAAAAUACGAAGAAAUUACCCACAUCUACGUCACGUCCCAAUAGUGAAUGACGAAGGCGAUUUCCUGAAGGGGUGGUGGCGCAGUCGUUCCUGGCGAGCAGAUGGGCGGUACGCAGGCCUGGUGGCGCGGGCGGUCUACACCCACCACGAAGCUCUCUCCUCCCGCCCACGCCUCAACUACCAACUCAUUAGCUUCGACAAUUCGUUCCUUAACUACUUCCCCAACUUUUUCGAGCAGCGGAGUUUGGUGGCCAGAUUUCAGAUUAACUCAACAUCGCCUCGACAAGUGCAAAUGGUCAAGAAAGACUCGUAUUCAGUCCUUGCGUUACUGAGUCUCCUUGGCGAUCACGUGCUUUCGAAGGACGGAGACUUAGAUGGAUUAUCGGUGAUAUCAACAUGCCGCGGUUGCAGAAGGGAAGAGCCGUCCGUUGCAGAAGACCCGCGCGAUUCCGGUUCAAAAAACCCGCCAACCGAAAACGCGGGAAAAGGAGCCGAAGCCACGCCCACUCGGAGAACGACAGAAAACCGAAGAAACCGAAGAGCCGAAGCCACGCCCACUCACACCCCGACGGCAGACCUCGAGCCACGGAAUGACGUCACACCUCCUCCUCCUCAAGACCCAAGGAAAAACUCGACGGAGAACUUUCCACGCGAGAGAACGACAAAAAACCGAAGAACAGCAACUCCUCCUGAAGACUUAGAAACCCGAACGCUUUUCGAAACCGCGAUGGGAAACGAAGCAGCGCCCAACGAAACCGCUCGAGCAAACCUUCCGUCUCGCAGUGCCGGUCCCUCCGCGUGGGAAGCGACUAUCCUGGUGGCACGCUCGAAUGGCACUAGGAGGGCGAGCGACGGCGUGGAGGUGAAGGUCGUCCUCAAGCUGCCUCAAGAGGUGAUCGGAGAAAGGCUGGCUUUGGUGAGUUACCAGCUGGGCGGAGACUCCAAGGGCCCGUAUGAAGCCUGGCUUGACCUCCGUCGACCCGUGGAACCGAGCAGGAAGGAGCUCGCGUUUAUUAGGUCACAUGAGGGAAGCCGACGAGAAGGACCAAGAUUCCUCGUCGCCUCCCGCACCGACCUGACGAUGGCGAUGACGCUGCAGGUGCCCGAUGUGAGAGUCAUUCACGUGUGCCGGGUGUUCGAGGAAGAUCCAGGAAAGGUGUCGGGCGUACGGGCGCUGGAAGUGACGAGGGGCGACCUCCUCCUGACGUGGUCCGACAGCCUCAUCAACACAAGAUGUGUGUUUGGUUACCAGGUGGAGUGGAGUGCGGAGAGCAGAGACGGGCCUUACUCCAGCAUCACGAGGCGUUUACUCCAUCACAAUAACUUCCUCCACUCCCUCCCCUCGUUGCAUGGCAACGCGACGAUUCAGGGCUGGUACCGGGUGCGAGUCGUCACUUACUGGGGGACAAGUGGGCGCUUCUCACGGCCAAUUUUCCAUCGCGUUGGGUAGACGAGUUCAGAGAGAAAGCGAGAGAGUGAGAGCGAUAG
This is a messenger RNA of Penaeus indicus, 2459 nucleotides long. Its product is annotated as alpha-L-iduronidase-like. Gene Ontology annotation, molecular function: protein binding; L-iduronidase activity. The record is from RefSeq and is a predicted model, not a curated record. Bases 1 to 2421 code for a protein of 806 amino acids. The transcript has 16 exons. Gene Ontology annotation, biological process: carbohydrate metabolic process. Lineage: Eukaryota; Metazoa; Arthropoda; Malacostraca; Decapoda; Penaeidae.